CAAACAGCUGCAUAUCAUGGACGAGUUCAAGGUUCGAACUAUCGAUCUGCAACAGGUGCAAAACCAGACUCGCCACAGAACCGAUGGUCUGAGCUCCAGCACUCUGGUUCUGCGGAGAGGACAGGCCUUCACAGUGACAGUCAACUAUGAUGGACGACCAUUCGAUCCACUGAAGGAAAAACUGAUCUUCCGAAUUGUUUUAGGUCCGAUUGCUGUGGAGGUCCCGGUCUCCAGGUUCGGACAGCCCUCUCUGACUCAAUGGACCGCAGUUCUGGAGAGGAGCGUCCCAAACCCGACUGGUCCCCGUGCUCUUUCAGUAUCGCUGUCCAGCCCUGCGACUGCUUCUAUCGGUGUCUACACACUCCAGCUGAGAGUCGAGGCCCGCCUGAGUGUGAGAACACACUUACUCGGCCAGUUCACACUCCUCUGCAACCCCUGGAGCCAAGCUGAUUCAGUGUUCCUGCAGUCUGAGGAUUUGAGGACUGAAUAUGUCAUGAGUGAUAUUGGCCUGCUGUUUAAAGGCAGCCCCGGGAACCUCGUCUCCAGACCCUGGUCAUUUGAUCAGUAUGAAAAAGGGAUACUGGACAUCUGUAUGAAAUUGCUGCAGUUGAGUCCUCAACAUCAAGCAGAUAUGGGUAAAGAUCUACUGAAUCGCAACAGUCCAGUGUACAUCGGCCGUGUGAUCUCAGCGAUGGUGAACUCUAAUGAUGAUAAAGGGGUGAUAACUGGAAACUGGUCGGGUGACUACAGCGGUGGCGUCAACCCUUCAAAGUGGUCUGGCAGUGCAGAUAUUCUCAGGAUGUGGGCAGAAACACAAUUCAGGCCUGUGAAAUACGGACAGUGCUGGGUGUUUGCUGCUGUCAUGUGUACAGUAAUGAGAGCCCUUGGCAUUCCGACUCGAGUCAUCACCAACUUCAACUCCGCUCACGACACAAAUGGAAACAUGGUGAUUGAAGAAUAUUACAAUGAGAUGGGGGAAAAACUGUCCUUCAGCAGGGAUAGCAUCUGGAACUUCCAUGUGUGGGUGGAGAGUUGGAUGAAGAGGCCUGAUCUGGGUCGAGGUUAUGACGGAUGGCAGGUUCUCGACCCCACGCCACAAGAGAGGAGCGAAGGAAUGUUCCGCUGUGGUCCUGCUGCUGUUAAAGCCAUUUAUGAGCAAAAGGUGGAUGCACAAUAUGAUGUGCCAUUCGUUUACGCAGAAGUGAACGCAGAUGUCCGUGUAAUAAUUGUAAGAGAUAGGACGGUAUUAUCAACCAGCGUCGAUAAACGCAGAGUUGGAGCUCUGAUCUCCACCAAACGUCCAGGAUCCAUGCUAAUGCAGGACGUCACUUCUGAAUACAAAACCGAGAAGGAUAUGGUACCAUUUCGUGCAGCAGGCGGUUUUGCUGCUGGAGGAUACACUUUUGAACGUACUAUGCCAAGGGAGGAUUCUAAGGGUGUUGCAGUUUCUCUCCAGCUUCUGAAAGCCCCUUUAGUGGGAGAAAACAUUUCUUUUAAUGUCAUAAUCACUAACAAUGAGGCUGCUCAGAAACUGCUGAAAAAACACGUUAACGCUCAGAACAAGGAGUACAACCGCAAUCCCAGUGGAAGCUUUUGGGAGUCUCAUGAUGACAUGAAGAUCGGCCCGAAAGAAACUGUGACUAUAAAACAUGAGAUCUCCUUCAAGGAGUACAUGCUGAAGGAGACUGCAGAGGAUUCUCUGGUUAACCUGGCUGUGGUUAUUGAGGAUGUGAAGUCUCAGGAGAGAGUGCUGGCAUCAGAAGAGUUCAACAUCCGCACCCCUUCCCUCAAUAUACAGAUUCAAAAUGAGGUCUCUGUCAUCAUUAACACACCACAAGUUGCCACGGUGGUGUUCACAAACCCAUUCAACGUCGCAGUGAGCGGAGAACUGACCGUAUCUGGUUCAGGACUCUUGGAGGAGAAGGCUCAAAUGAGGAUUACAAUCCAACCCCGAGAAACCACAAAGAAGCCCGUCAGUUUCACUCCCAGGAUGGCGGGUGCCAAGAUGCUUUCUGCUAAUUUAGUGUUGGAGAAUCCUCCCACCAUCCUGCAUGGAUUCAAGACCAUCAAUGUUCAAGCAUCUUAAGAGUCACACACUUUUAGAAAUAAUUGUGAACCCUCAUGGAGUGCUGCACUAGUGGUUGAAACACAUUUAGAAUUAAUUGCU
This is a messenger RNA of Carassius carassius (crucian carp), 2167 nucleotides long. RefSeq names its product protein-glutamine gamma-glutamyltransferase 5-like. Bases 17 to 2086 code for a protein of 689 amino acids. NCBI's taxonomy places the organism in Eukaryota, Metazoa, Chordata, Actinopteri, Cypriniformes, Cyprinidae. The record is from RefSeq and is a predicted model, not a curated record. The transcript is spliced from 15 exons. Gene Ontology annotation, molecular function: protein-glutamine gamma-glutamyltransferase activity. Gene Ontology annotation, biological process: peptide cross-linking.